Messenger RNA from Archocentrus centrarchus (flier cichlid), 3397 nucleotides. RefSeq names its product kelch-like family member 31 (gene klhl31). Gene Ontology annotation, cellular component: nucleus. Bases 117 to 2024 code for a protein of 635 amino acids. Gene Ontology annotation, biological process: negative regulation of protein phosphorylation. Lineage: Eukaryota; Metazoa; Chordata; Actinopteri; Cichliformes; Cichlidae. The transcript has 3 exons. Gene Ontology annotation, molecular function: protein binding. The record is from RefSeq and is a predicted model, not a curated record.
CAGGGGUGACGGCUGGUCUCUCUCUCCUGCUCCAGUAACUGGAGGUACAGGUUCCCUCUUCACCAGCCUCAACUUCAUUUUUUAGAAGGUCCGGGCUGUGUACUGCUGCUACAACCAUGGCACCCAAAAAGAACAAGGCGACCAAAAAGAAUAAGGGAGACAUAAAUGAUAUGACCUUGAUGGUUGAGAACAGCCCCAUAAACAAGAUUAAUGGGUUAAACACUCUACUUGAAGGCGGAAAUGGCUUUAGCUGCAUUUCAACUGAAGUCACUGAUUCUGUGUAUGCCCCAAACCUCCUUGAAGGUUUAAGCAACAUGAGAAACGAAAGCUUCCUCUGUGAUCUAACAGUCGCCACCAAAUCAAAGUCAUUUGAUGUGCACAAGGUUGUCAUGGCCUCCUGCAGUGAGUACAUUAGAAACAUCUUGAAGAAGGACUCAGCCCUCCAAAAGAUAGACCUGAACGACCUCUCACCAGUUGGCCUUGCUACUGCGAUUACAUAUGCAUACUCGGGAAAGCUCACUCUGUCGCUCUACAGCAUCGGCAGCACUAUUGCUGCAGCCAUGUUGCUGCAGAUCGGCACCUUAGUGAAGAUGUGCAGUGACUUCCUCAUGCAGGAGCUCAGUGUGGAGAAUUGCAUGUAUGUAGCCAAUAUCGCUGAUGCCUACGACCUCAAAGAAACCAAGGAGGCGGCUCAGAAGUUCAUGAGAGAGAACUUCAUCGAGUUUUCUGAGAUGGAGCAGUUUCUGAAGCUCACCUACGAGCAGAUCAGCGAAUUCCUGUCGGAUGAUUCGCUGCAGCUACCUUCUGAAGUCACAGCCUUCCAGAUCGCCAUGAAAUGGUUGGACUUUGAUGAGAAGAGGUUAAAGUAUGCAGCAGAUCUUCUAACUCAUAUAAGAUUUGGCACUAUUACUCCCCAAGACCUGGUGAAUCAUGUCCAGAGUGUGCCUAGAAUGAUGCAGGAUUCUGAGUGCCACCGCCUCCUUGUCGAUGCUAUGAAUUACCAUCUGCUUCCGUACCAACAGAACAUCCUCCAGUCACGCAGAACAAAGGUACGUGGUGGCCUCAAGGUGAUUCUCACAGUUGGUGGUCGCCCUGCCUUGACAGAGAAAUCUCUCAGCAAAGACGUUCUCUACAGAGAUGCCGAUAACGUGUGGAAUAAACUGACGGAAAUGCCAGCAAAGAGCUUUAAUCAGUGUGUUGCAGUCCUGGAUGGAUUCCUAUACGUUACAGGGGGUGAGGACCAGAAUGAUGCAAGGAACCAGGCAAAGCAUGCCGUGAGCAACUUCUGCAGGUAUGACCCCCGGUUCAACGCUUGGAUACACUUGAGCAACAUGAUCCAAAGGCGCACCCACUUCAGCCUCAACACCUUCAACGGCCUCUUGUUUGCCAUCGGAGGGCGAAAUGCUGAUGGCGUUCAGGCCUCUGUGGAGUGCUAUGUGCCUUCAUCCAACCAGUGGCAGAUGAAAGCUCCCAUGGAGGUGCCCCGCUGCUGUCAUGCCAGCUCCGUCAUCGAUGGCAAGAUACUUGUAUCUGGAGGUUACAUUAAUAACGCCUACUCCAGGUCUGUGUGCUCUUACGACCCCUCCACUGACACCUGGCAGGACAAGAGCAGUCUGAGCACACCUCGAGGCUGGCACUGCGCCGCCACUGUGGGAGACCGCGCCUAUGUCAUUGGCGGAAGCCAGCUGGGAGGCCGUGGCGAGAGGGUGGACGUCCUCGCUGUUGAAUCUUACAACCCUCACAACGGGCAGUGGAGCUACUGCGCACCUCUUCACACGGGGGUGAGCACAGCAGGGAUUUCCAUUUUGAACAACAAGAUCUAUCUCCUCGGAGGCUGGAACGAGGGCGAGAAGAAGUACAAGAAAUGCAUUCAGGUUUACAACCCCGACCUCAACGAAUGGAGCGAGGAUGAUGAGCUGCCAGAAGCCACAGUCGGCAUUUCGUGCUGUGUCGUCACUAUACCGACACGGAAAACACGAGAGUCUAGAGCCAGUUCGGUUUCAUCUGCACCAGUCAGUAUAUAAAGAAUUAGAUGAUAACAACUUGUAGUUUACAUGUCCCAAGGUCUCCAGCUUGUCUGUUACACAAUCUCCUCAAAAAUGGUCCUUAGCUUUCUUUAUAUGAGCAAAGUUUUGCAAAGUUAUAUAUUACUUAUUGUAUAUUACUUACUUAUCACACAAAGUUGUAUACAUAAGCUAGGCCAGAUAGCAGUUGUGAAAGAGACAAAUUAGCUGUAGCAAAUUAUUAAUUUAUCUUUUUUUUUUUUUUUUUGGACAAAUCUAACUCUGGGGCCAAUUCAGCCAGGAUAAUUUUGUUAGCCCUUUUUUUCUACAGCAAAUGCAGUGCUAUUUAACACUCAAAUAAAAUAUAUAAAAAUUCACAAUUAGUCUUGAAAUUCACCUGCAACAUAACUCCUUUUUUUUUUGUUUUAACCGAGUUCCAUGGAAACAAUGUAUUGUCUGACAGUCUCUUUUAUGGUGAUUAUAGCUACUGUGAUUCUCAGAUACUUGAACAGAAUAAGAAGCUGGAGCUGGAAUAAAUGCUGGCGUCACCUACCAGGAGUAGGCGCUUGUGAUUGGUGUGUAAACCCACCACACAGCGAGACUGCGGUUUCUCUACGAGUGUCGUGUGGAGCAUUCUGCAGCCGCACACUGCAUGUUGUGUAAUCACCAUAAAUAGUAUUGCAGCAAAGAAAGCAGGUUGUGUUAGGAACAUGUUGAAAAGAUGAGGGCUUGAAUGAGUGUAGAUGUGAUGGUGAUACACUGUUUUGUAAGAAAAAAAAAAGAAAAAAAAAGGAAAAAAAAAAAACAAGGGAAUGAUGUUCAGAGCCUGAGCUUUCCUGGAAAUCAGUAUCUAUGGGUUCCCUGACUGCUCAUGUGUUUCCAUUUUUUCUUUGUUUUAAUUAAAGAGGAUAAGUAUAAGCUACUCUGAGCUGUGGUCAUUUAUUAAAACCAUUUCCAUUUCCAAAGCUUGGCUAACUUGUGCAUUAAAAGUGACACUAACACAAUAGAACAAAUAUCUUAUGUGGAAAGAAAUAAAAAAAACUGUUUAAACAGAGCAGAAAAUAACUGUUAGAGGUGUGAAGUCAUGUUUGCCUUUAGGACAGGCCCUUAAAGAGUCCAUCAAGGAAUGUUAGGUAUAUAAUAUGCUUGUUUAAGUUGCCUGUAGCACCAUGACUGGCUUCAAAUCUGUGAUUUCUCUCAUAUGACUCCAUACGCCCCCUCAAGGUCGCUGAGGUCCAGGGACCAGCUGCUCGUGGCAGUCCCAAAAAUUCAACUGAAAACCAGGUGUGACUGAUUUUAACCCAUUUUUAAAACACGUCUUAAAGUUAAUUUUCACUCCUAACUCAGAAUGAAAGUGUUGUGUUCUUACCUUGCGUUUGUUAUUGUUUUUAUUG